Orycteropus afer afer is the source of this 1362-nucleotide messenger RNA. RefSeq names its product C-type lectin domain family 18 member A-like. The record is from RefSeq and is a predicted model, not a curated record. The transcript has 12 exons. The coding region runs from base 1 to 1362 and encodes 453 amino acids. NCBI's taxonomy places the organism in Eukaryota, Metazoa, Chordata, Mammalia, Tubulidentata, Orycteropodidae.
AUGCUGCAGCCAGCACCCUGCCCCGGGUUAGGGGGCUGGCACCGCCAGCCUGGCCUCCUGCCUCUGCUCCUGGCUCUCCUUGGCAUAAGCUGGGCAGAGACGCAGCUGCCCCAGCUGCAGGAGAAGCCGGCUGUGAUGCCUGGAGUCCUAAGCCGGAAAGAGAGCUUCCUGCUUCUCUCCCUGCACAACCGCCUGCGCAGCCGGGUCCACCCCCCUGCAGCAAACAUGCAGAGAAUGGACUGGAGCGAGAGCCUGGCCCGACUUGCUCAAGACAGGGCAGCCCUCUGCGGGGCCCUGGCACCGAGCCUAGCUUCUGACCCGCAGCACGCCCAACAGGUGGGCUGGAAUGUGCAGCUGGUGCCUGCAGGCUCAGCGUCCUUCGUGGAGGUGGUCAGCCUGUGGUUCGCAGAGGGACAGUGGUACAGCUAUGCAGCAGCUGAGUGUACCCACAAUGCCACCUGCACCCACUACACUCAGCUCGUGUGGGCCACCUCGAGCCAUCUGGGCUGUGGGUGGCAUCGCUGCUCCGUGGGCCAGGCAGAGAUGGAGGCCUUUGUGUGUGCCUACUCCCCAGGAGGUAACUGGGAGGUGAAUGGGAAGACAAUCAUCCCCUACAAGAAGGGCACCUGGUGUUCACUCUGCACGGCCAGAGUCUCAGGCUGCUUCAAAGCCUGGGACCAUGCAGGAGGGCUCUGUGAGGUCCCCAGAAACCCAUGCCGCAUGAGCUGCCGGAACCACGGACACCUCAACGUCAGCACCUGCCGCUGUCACUGUCCCCCUAGCUACACAGGCCGAUACUGCCAAGUGCGGUGCAGCAUGGGGUGUGUGCACGGCCGGUUCCGGGAAGAGGAGUGCUCCUGCAUCUGUGAUGUCGGCUUUGGGGGUGCCCAGUGUGACACCAAGGUGCACUUUCCCUUCCACACCUGCGACCUGAGGAUCGACGGGAACUGCUUUAUGGUGUCCUCAGAGGCAGACACCUACUACGGAGCCAAGAUGAAGUGCCAGGGAAAGGGUGGAGUGCUAGCCCAGAUCGAGAGCCAGAAAGUGCAAGACAUCCUUGCCUUCUACCUGGGCCGCCUGGAGACCACCAAUGAGGUGACGGACAGUGACUUUGAGACCAAGAACUUUUGGAUCGGCCUCACCUAUAAGACUGCUAAGGACUCCUUCCGCUGGACCACCGGGGAGCACCAGUCCUUCACGAGUUUUGCCUUUGGACAGCCUGACAACCAGGGGUUUGGCAACUGUGUGGAGCUGCAGGCAUCGGCCGCCUUCAACUGGAACGACCAACGCUGUAAAACCCGAAACCGUUACAUCUGCCAGUUUGCUCAGGAGCACAUUUCCCGCUGGGACCCUGGGCCUUAA